Molecule: messenger RNA, 5487 nt
Organism: Orcinus orca (killer whale)
Lineage: Eukaryota; Metazoa; Chordata; Mammalia; Artiodactyla; Delphinidae
Gene: C10H6orf132
Product: chromosome 10 C6orf132 homolog
Exons: 6
Coding region: 191-3733 (1180 amino acids)
Source: RefSeq, a predicted model, not a curated record
GUCCAGGUAGCUCGCAUUUCCCGGCGAGCGGCGGCGCCCGCAGCACCUGUCUCCCGGUGCGUGGGCGGGGAGGACGGCGCGAGGGCAUGGCCUGGUAGAGGCCCCUGGGCAGACGGUGAGGAGUCCAGUCCGGAGCAGGGCAGGAGGCGGAGGGACGUUCCUCCCCGGCGCCUGCUCGGCCGGCGGCAGCAUGAAAAAGAACCCGACGGUGCAGGGCACCUUCAGCAAACUCUUCGGCAAGAAGCACGCCAACCCUCCCGCCACCUCCCUCUACGCCACCAACCCCCCCUGGAUUUUCACCCAGGAGGCCCCGUCGGAGGGGACCCGGGACUUCGAUGGGAUCUAUUUUGGAGACAACCGAGCUGACACAGUGAGUGAGUCGGGAACCGCCACACUGAAAGCUCGGCCAAGAGUCCGGCCCCUGCUGACCUUUCUUCCACUGGAUGCCCAGGAGAACCAUGGACUGGCUGUGCCCACCCCCUCUGUCCCAGACAGCUUUGCAGACCAACAAAUGACAGGCACCAGCAAGCUUAUCAAUGGCAACCUCCGAUUAUACAGCUCUGUGGGGGACCUGAGGCCUGGGCACUAUGGCCAGGACUUGCUCAUCCCCCCGCCACCCCCGGGCCCAGCCCCGGCACCACCCCCAGACGCUCCGCAGCCUCAGGAGGAGCCCUCACCACCACCUCCACCUUCCACGGCUCCCCCGCCUCCCCCGCUGCUGCCGGAACCCCCGUCCCCGCCCAGCAUGGCCCCACCUCUGCCCCCAGUGAUGGGGGCCCUAUCCACCGCACCCCGCCUUCCCUCCCCAUCCACACCCACCCCUCCGGACUUCAUUCCCCCUGCGCCCCCCCUACCCUUUUCGCCAGCCCCAGCUCCCCCAGCUCCAGUGUCUCCUCGUACACCGGGGACUCACCCCUUCCCCGCUGCGGGUGUCACCAAGUGGAAAUCAGAGGUAGCGCUGAGUGACAGGCAGCCAGAGGUCCCCAGAGGCAGCCCCCCCGGGAGCCCUGCUGAGCCCAAGGGGAGCCUCCUGGGACCGGAGACCCACCUCACCUUCCCCAGCUCGCUCAAGGUGCCUCCCCCAACCCCAGUCAGGACUUCAUCCAUCUCCUCUCAGGAAGCACAAGGGGCUCUUCCUGAGGAAAGAGAGGCCACCAAGAAGGCCCCCAGUCGACUCCCACUGCCUCCCAGCUUCCACAUCCGCCCCGCGUCCCAGGUCUACCCUGACAGGGCCACUGAACCAGACCAUCCCGAGGAGCCCAGGGCUACGGCACCAGCCCGUCCGAGGCCGGGCCAGUCCCAGGCCUGGACAAGCGAACAAGCCGAGACUCCACCUCCAGCCCCUCCCCCGCCCCCUCCUCCACUCCCACUCCCUCCCCCGGCCCCCCCCCUGCCCCCAGCUGCCCCUCCUUUGCCAUCUGCUGAGAAGGCAGCCCCUCCCCCGGCUGGGGUUAUGAAAAGACCCAAGUCCAGCUCUCCUGCUCCCAAACCCAAACUUGACCCCCCCAGCCCAGAGGACACAGCCUCUUCAGAGUCCGUGGACUGGUGGGAUCCCAGCCAGAUGGCAAAGCUGCGGAACGAGCUGUCAGCCUAUCUCUGUGGCUCCAAGAGAGAGGACCGGUUUGCCAGUCAUAGACCAGGCCCAACUGCAUCCUCUCAGGGAAAGGAGAGCCAGAAGGGCCCCAGCCUGCCAGAGAAGGAGGCGCCCCCAAGUGUUCCUGAGGAGAGCCCUUGCAGCCAGCCAGAGAGGAAGGCUGCCGCCAGCCUGACCCUCCCUCCUUUGGACUACAUCCCCCAAGACUCGCCAGCUCCUAGCAUCCAGCAGAUCCGGAAUAAGCUGGAAGCCCAGUUUUCCUCAUCAGCAGAGAAGGAAGCCAAGCCCAGCAGAGGGUCUCUGCCUCCCAAACCUCAGCUAGAAGGGGUAAGAAUCUUUGAAAACAGGGCUGAUAAUGGCAAAUUCUCCAAGCCCGCGGCCAAGAAUCUGCCACCUCUAUCCACCGCCCCUCUGCCAACCACACCACUCCAGUCCAAGGCCACGCCUGGACCAGCCAUACCACCCAGGGCCACACCUGAGCCAGCCACACCUGGACCAGCCACACCACCCAAGGCCACACCGGAGCCAGCCACACCUGGACCAGCCACACCACCCAAGGCCACACCGGAGCCAGCCACACCUGGACCAGCCACACCACCCAAGGCCACACCGGAGCCAGCCACACCUGGACCAGCCACACCACCCAAGGCCACACCUCUGCCCACCACAUCAUCCCAACUGAUAGCAGAGAAGAACCUAGUCCCAGCUGGGCAGUGGGAGAAGCCAGAACAUCAAGAAGUUGCAGUGCCCUCCAAGCCAGAGGCAGGAGGGCGCUCCUCAGAGACCAGUAAGCCUACACAGGGAGCCCUCUCAUCUCCAGCCCUCCCCGCAAAGAUAUCCCCUGGCCGAGAAGAGGUGCCAUUUCUCUAUAAGCCCCAUCGCAGCCAGAACAUCCCUAGCAGAGAUGUGGCCGUGGUGACGCCCACCCUGUCCAGAGGAGAGGCGGUAGGGUCAUGGGAGCCUGUGGAGGUGAAGGAGCCCCGGAGGCUGCCAGCCAACCCCCCUGCCUCAGCCCAGCCUGCUGAGGAACUCCUCAGGCAUCCAGUGACAGGGCAGGUGGUGGAGCAGGGCUCCCCGAUGGCUCUGCUCCUUGCAGCCAGGCAGAGGGCACAGAAGGGGAGGUCCAGAGGGGCUGCCCUGGGCCAGUCCUCCCUGCCAGGGAGUCUCCGUGGCCACAGCCAGCCCGGGGCAGGCUCUGACACCAUCUUCUACAACGACGGCCAGCCCAACUCCUUCACAGUGGUCCCCAAGGUACCCAAGGAGACUGAGAAGGACCCCCAGCUAAACUUGCCAGGACAGCCCAAGGUACCCAGUCAGUGGAAGCCCCAGCCCCGCAGAGACCCAGAGGGCACGGAGCCCAGCCGCGGGUACAGCUGGACAAAGACGGAGCCGCAGGCCCCCGUGGCUUGGGAAAGACCAGUGCCCUCCAGCCUCCCCCAGGGCUGCCUGCUGCCCAAGUCCUCCUCUUCCCCUCCCUCUCCUUCCCACAAGAGGGAGGAGGAGUUCAACUUUGAGGUCAUCCCACCGCCACCAGAAUUCAGCAAUUACCCUGAGCCCCCGCCCCGCGCCCUGCAGUAUCUGGGGCGCCGGGGCUCCCCUCCCCGGAACAACUUCUCAGACUUGGGGCAGCUCGCGGACGCGGGCCCCGCUCGCGGCUCCUCGCGCUUUUCCGCCAGUGCGGGCCCCGCCGGGGCCGCCAUGGGCCUGGGCCGUUUCUCGGGCGGGGGCCGUUCGCUUAUCAAGAAGCGCCUGUACGUCGUCGGGGAGACACACCGCAGCCCCAGGCUGCCCCGGGGCGGCAGUGGCCGCAGCCCGACCUCCCCUGGCUGCUUCGGGCCGCAUCCCAGAGGGCCCUUCGCAGCGCCCGGAGGCCCGGAGAUGCGGCGCGUCAACUCGACGGGCCGCGCGCCCCCCGCCGGCCUGCGCGCGCGGAAUAUGCCCCUGGAGGGCGGCCCCCGCGGAGAGGCCAAGUACAAAGCGCCCGGCGGCGGCGACUGCGGCUGCGCCCCGGCUACCCGCAGGUCUCCCCACAGCAACCCCCACUAUGGAAGCUCCGUCAACACAUUCACCGUGAGGCCUGGGACCCACCAUCCCAUCUCCUAUGCCUACUCGGGGGCCCAUCGGAAGGCCCCAUCCUGAGCCCAGGGUUUUCUCAGUUCCUCUCCAAGGGGUCGGAUCCAGGCACUUGUUUUUGUGGGGGUGGGAGGGACGCAGCAGGUGUUAAGUAGCCUCACUGAGACACAGAGGAGUCUGUUUCCCAAAGACAGACAGGGGGACAAUGAGUGAAGCAGUGGGCCCAGUAAGAUUGAACUUCUGUUUCCCAAAGCACUGGUGUGGCUGUGGACUGUCUGCAGAUGGGGGUGGGAGGGGGAAGGAGGGAGGAGAGGAGGAAGGAGGGAGGAGAGGAGGGACCUUUAAGGAGCUGGAGCCUGAGUUUUCACUGUCUGGUACUAUUUGCUUUAGCAAGGCUUAUUGAAAGCAGUUUUCCAAGCAAGCCUACUGAGCAGGUUCUAAAAGCAAGGGCUGGAGCGCUUGCUCAGAAGGGAACCCAUCAGGAUGGCUGUGAUUGCUGGUCAGGCCCUCAUGAGGGGCUGAGGCCCAGCCCUGUCUGGGUUGGGGGUGCAGGGUGCUACAGGUUGACCUCCUCAGCCUCCACCAGUCCACCAGUCCACCAUUUGCCACUCCCAGAGGCGACACCUGGGGUUCCUAGCAUAGAAGCCACGUUGAGGUGUGAGCAGGAAUAUGCAUACUUAACAUGUAGAGAAGGUACUGGAACAAAGUGCUUUGCAUUGACCAAGGGUGGGGAUAGGGGUACUGGUGGUUCAUUUCUCCCUGGCUCUGAGCUACAGGAAGCCCUAGAGAGAGAAGACGUGGCAGGUUUGGGAUGGAAGACAGAGGAUUAAGGCUUGCUUUUCUAUUCAGACCCAGGCAGCCAUGAUUUGGGGGAUCGGGCCCAAGGAGCCAGAAAGCCUGGGGCUUGACACCAAAGGCCUUACCUGGCCAGGUCCUGUAUGGGAUUUGGAGGGGCAUCAUUCCCAACCACCCCUCCCAACCCCAAUACUACAGGUCUCCAAUAUUACUGAGGCCUUAGAAUGUGUAACCAAGAUGCCAGAAGGCCUUGUAGAGUAGAAGGUGACAGAGAUGGGAAUAGAGGUCUGAGAGGAGUUUGCUGCAAGUAUGGAACGUGGUUUGGAAAGUCAAGAGUGGCAGGACUGGGCCAGUUCAGAGCAGGGGAGCCCUAUCGGUAGGGUGACCAUUUGUACUUUGCUGGGAAGUCUGGGUUUAUGCCUGUUUUCCAGUGAGUGAGAACCCCUUCCACUUUCAAAAAAGUCCUGGUUUAGAUAAUAUAUGCUCACCAGACAUAUCAGGAAACAAUAUUCUUUGGUCAAUCUUCUGUCUUCAGGUCUUGGUGGGCCGAAUUCCUGGGGCCAGGCCAAGGAAGGCUACCUGGGUAAGGAGGAGGGGCAGGGGGUGCCCACCUCAGAGGAGCAGGCUGGUAGGGGCAGCCAGGAAGCAGUUCCCUUUGGGGGCACGAUGAUGGACCUCUAUGAUUUGUGCUAACCAGCCAGGGUACCGGGGUGUGGGGAUAGCAGAUGACCACUUCAGGGAAAGAGAGUGCAGGGGUGGGUGGGCACCCUGAUGGGGCAGGGUCUGGUUACCUGUGUCUAAGAAGCGAACCCCACCCCAGUGCCAGCACUGGCUCUAUAUAUAUGUAUGUAUUUUCCCUGUACAAUGUUUUAUAAAAGAGUUCACUAAUUUAUCUGCUGUGUUAAGGCUUGAGGGGUGGGGUGUGGAUUCCCAACUGUAUCUUGCUCUGGGGUGGGCAGGGAAGGACUGAUUCGCUCUUGGCUUGGGAAAUAAACAGGCCAGUUUGGAUGGCCUCCAGCUCUGUG